Messenger RNA from Gilbertella persicaria, 219 nucleotides. RefSeq lists its product as uncharacterized. The annotation marks the transcript as partial. The record is from RefSeq and is a predicted model, not a curated record. Lineage: Eukaryota; Fungi; Mucoromycota; Mucoromycetes; Mucorales; Choanephoraceae. The transcript has a single exon.
ACAUUCUUUUAUGAAGAUGGACAAGAGAACCUUUUCAAUGAACAUGGAGGAAAAGUUUACGAUCCAAUGGAAGAUUUUUUAACACAAAUUGACGAUCCCAACAUAGUUCUUGGAACAACAACCAAUCGAGAAACUUACUUGAGUGCUAAACGCCCCGAAAAAGCUACUGGUGAACCAUCAGUUACGAAGCCGUUGAAAUCUAGUAAUUUGACUAAAUGA